AUGGCCCUAAUCGACGACGAAGAAAUCCAGCUCUCACCCGAGGCGCAGGAAGCUCUUCGUGCGUUCCUCAGCGAGAAGGAUGAGCGCCAGAGUCGUUUUGAGGCGUUGAAGAAAAAGGCGGAGGACGAGGAUGUCGAGAGAAGGAAGAUCGUCACCAUAAGUGACUUCGAAGAGGAUUGGCAGCACUCUCAGUUCUGGUACGAUCACACUACAGCGCAACAGUUUGCGGAGGAGCUACUGGACGGUGCGACGGAUGAGACCGUGAUCGGGAUUGUCUCGGCUCCUAGCGUGUUUGUGAAGAUACAGGAAAUGAAGAACGCCGGAAAAGUGUCAAAGGGCAUCCAAGUCCACCUCCUCGAAUUUGACGACCGAUUCGACCUAUUCGACGAGUUUGUGCACUACGAUUUCAAAUACCCCCUCCGACUUCCCGAGUCACUGAAGGGCAAGUUUGAUCGCAUCAUCCUCGACCCACCUUUUCUUAGUAAUGACUGCCAGACCAAAUCGGCUCUCACUGUCCGAUGGAUGAUGAAACCCUGGACUCCCAGUAAUCGCCUAAUUGUUUGCACGGGAGAGCGAAUGCAGGGACUAGUGGAGAAGCUCUAUAAGCAUGCUGGAAUCCGAACGACCACCUAUGAAGUCCGUCAUAUGAAAGGACUUAGUAAUGAGUUCCUUUGCUACUCGUCUUUUGAGAGUAAAACCUUCACAUGGGAGCAUAUUGAUACUAAGAAGAGAGAAAGCGAUUUUUAA
This is a messenger RNA of Morchella sextelata, 747 nucleotides long. RefSeq lists its product as uncharacterized. Lineage: Eukaryota; Fungi; Ascomycota; Pezizomycetes; Pezizales; Morchellaceae. Gene Ontology annotation, molecular function: nucleic acid binding; protein-lysine N-methyltransferase activity. The coding region runs from base 1 to 747 and encodes 248 amino acids. The transcript has 5 exons. The record is from RefSeq and is a predicted model, not a curated record. Gene Ontology annotation, biological process: methylation.